UUAUGAUAGAAAUAUCAUGGAAAUAUCUUUUUGAAACAUUUACAGUGAAACUAUGCAAGACUUAACAGCACAAGUGACGAGCGGUCUUCUGCAGUUCCCAGAAGUGACUAUUGAAGCCCUGGGAGAAGAUGAAAUCACAUUAGAAUCUGUACUUCGUGGAAAGUUUGCUGCAGGGAAAAAUGGACUUGCUUACUUGACUUGUGGCCCACAGCUUGAGGUAGUGCACUCUAUAACAGGAGAGCGGUUGUCUGCGUAUAGAUUCAGCGGACUGAGUGACGAGUCACCUAUCAUCCUCGCUGUGAAAGAGUUCUCUUGGCAGAAGAGAAGCGGAUUGUUGAUUGGACUGGAAGAUGCAGAAGGGAGUGUCCUCUGCCUCUAUGACCUGGGCAUAUCCCGAGUGGUAAAAGCAGUCGUUCUUCCUGGAAGGGUAAUAGCUAUUGAACCUAUAAUUAAUCAUGGAGGAGCCAGUGCAAGCACUCAGCAUUUGCACCCAAGUUUGCGGUGGCUUUUUGGGGUGGCAGCUGUGGCAACUAAUGUUGGACAGAUCCUUCUUAUUGACCUAUGUCUUGAUGACUUAUCAUGCAGUCAGAAUGAAGUGGAGGCAUCAGCCUUGAAUAUGAAGUAUACUAAUUUUUGUGCCUAUUACAGAUACUACACACAAUUGGAAAGUGGAAGGGUUCCCGUAUAUGCUGUUACUUUUCAAGAACCUGAGAAUGAUCCUCGAAAUUGCUGUUACUUGUGGGCUGUUCAGUCUACACAAGAUAGUGAAGGGGAUGUGCUGAGUUUGCAUCUGCUUCAACUGGCCUUUGGGGAUAGAAAGUGUUUACCAUCAGGACAAAUCUUAUAUGAGGGAUUGGAGUACUGUGAAGAAAGAUACACACUGGACCUCACAUGUGGCAUGUUUCCUUUGAGGGGACAGACUAGUAAUACCAAACUGUUGGGAUGCCAGAGUAUAGAGAAAUUUCGAUCUCAUGGUGACAGGGAGGAAGGCAUGAGUGAAGCUCUGUCUCCUGACACUAGCGUUUCAAUCUUCACCUGGCAAGUGAAUAUAUAUGGACAAGGAAAGCCUUCUAUAUAUUUGGGGAUUUUUGACAUAAAUCGUUGGUAUCAUGCACAAAUGCCAGAUUCAUUAAGAUCGGGAGAAUCUCUACAUAAUUGCUCUUAUUUUGCAUUGUGGUCGCUGGAUUCUGUUGUAAAUAUGACUUCUCCAUAUUACAUCUUGGAUUUAUUAGUCCACGAGAGAAGUUUAAAUCGAGGACUUGCUCCUUCAUACUCGCCUCCUGAGCAGUUUUUUAACCCAAGUUCCUAUAACUUUGAUGCCACUUGUUUGUUAAACUCAGGAGUUGUUCAUAUAACUUGUACUGGCUUUCAGAAGGAGACUUUGACCUUUUUAAAGAAAUCAGGACCAUUUAUUAAUGAAGUUAUUUCGGAUAGUUAUAAUCGAUGUCUUAUGGCUGGCCUUCUCUCACCAAGACUUAUUGAUAUGCAGCCUUCCAGUUUAAGUCAGGAAGAACAAUUAAAAGCUGUAUUGUCAGCAGCAAUCCACACAAGUUCCCUGGGACUUUUGACUGGAUAUAUCAGGAGGUGGAUACUGGAUGAACAACCAAAUUCUGCUGCUAAUUUGCGCUUUGUUCUUGAAUGGACGUGGAAUAAAGUGGUUCUCACAAAAGAGGAAUUUGACAGACUAUGUACACCGUUAUUUGAUGGUUCCUGUCGUUUCAUUGAUCCACAGACUAUACAGUCUAUUCAACAAUGCCAUUUGCUUCUUAGCAAUCUUAAUACAGUCUUAAGCUGUUUUGCAACAGAGGCGCAAGAGAUCACGGAAAGAGGCCGUAUGAACUUAGCCAAUAAAUGUGCGGUCUCCCAGCUCAUCUGUCAGUAUGCACAAAUGGUUCUCUGGUUCUCUCACUCUGGGCUUUUACCAGAGGGCUUAGAUGAUGCUGUGCAGUUGUCAAGGUUAUGCUACAACUACCCUGUAAUUCAGAGCUACUACACCAGUCGUCGGCAGAAGUGUGAGCUUUUAUCAAGUGGGAAAUGGAACUCUGACUAUUUGAUGAUCGAUGGAAUGGUUUCUCAGUUAGGAGAUCGAGUUGAGAAGUUGUGGAAACGAGAUGAAGGAGGCACAGGGAAAUAUCCUCCUCCUAGUCUGCAUGCACUACUUGACAUAUACCUACUAGACAACGUUUCUGAAGCAAGCAAACAUUUUAUUACCAUUUAUUUGCUACUUGAUAUUAUGUAUUCAUUUCCAAACAAAACAGAUACUUCAAUUGAAUCAUUUCCAACUGCCUUUGCCAUUUCUUGGGACCAGGUUAAACUUAUUCAAGGAUUUUGGCUGAUCGAUCAUAAUGACUAUGAGAAUGGUUUGGAUCUUCUGUUUCAUCCAGCUACUGCAAAACCUUUCUCAUGGCAGCAUUCAAAGAUUAUUCAAGCCUUUAUGAGUCAGGGCGAGCACAGACAAGCCCUCAGAUAUAUUCAGACAAUGAAGCCAACAGUGUCCAGUGAUAGUGACAUUAUCCUUCACAUCACUGUUUUGCUUUUUAAUAGGUGCAUGAUUGAGGCCUGGAGUUUACUGCGAUACCAUUCUAGUAGAUCGAAUAUAGAGGAGUUACUAGAGCACACAUAUAAAGGCUGUCAGGAAAUGGGCUUAAUGGAGGACUUACUGAAGCUACCAUUUACAGACACUGAGCAGGAGUGUUUGGUGAGGUUUUUGCAGUCCAGCACCAGUGUUCAGAAUCAUGAGUUACUUUUAGUUCACCAUUUACAGCGUGCCAAUUACAUCCCUGCCUUGAAGCUGAACCAAAAUCUGAAGAUCAAUCUUACGAAUGAUCGUGAUCCUCACUUGCGGGAGAGAUCUGUGGCACGAAAUUCUAUAUUAGAUCAGUAUGGAAAAGUUCUUCCGAGAGUCCAUCGAAAAUUAGCCAUGGAACGAGCUAAGCCUUACCGUGUGCCAACAUUAUCAGUUAUUCGAAAAGUUUCUCGGCCCAAACCAUUAUCAGCAGUUCCAAAACGAGCUGUAAUAGGGACGGUGUUAACAAGGUCUGCUUUCAUCCAUAACGUGUUAUCUAAAGUUGGAGAGGUUUGGAAAAGUGAUGAACCUAAAAAUAGCACCGUAGCCUACAGCAGUCCUAAAAUAGAAGGACCAUCUCCUGUAGUGUGUUCUCUCCCAGAUUCAGAGCUGCCUGGGGCAUUUGUUGGAACACCAAUUUUAAAAGCAUCACAAAAAGUUUCUAGACUGCUGGAUUUGGUUGUGCAUCCUGUUCCGCAGCUUUCUCAGUGUUUGGGGUUCGUCCAGCAAACCCCCACCAGAUAUCCUUUGUACCUAACACCUAGCUCACCGUCAGUAAGCUCACCGAUAAAGGGAUCACGUCAGAAUACCUCCAGGGCUUCAGAGUUACAUUUACUUGAAACUCCUGUUGUCGUGAAGAAAGCUAAAACUUUGGCCAUGUCAAUUACUUCCUCUGGAUUUGCCGAGUUCACUCCUCAAUCCAUCCUAAGGUCUGGUCUUCGAUCAACACCUUUAGGGUCUCCCUCUCAGUCACCUGGAAGAUCUCUUACUCCUCCAUUACGACUUAAAGAAACUAGAAUUUCAUUCAUGGAAGAUGGCAUGACCACAAAAUGGACUUCUGGAGCUGCAGAUGAUAGCAAAACAAAAGCAUUUGUGACCAGACCUUUCUACAAAUGUGGAAUUCCAGGAGACACGGAGUGGCUGACGAACAAAAAUAAGACCUCUUUUUCCCUGAAUGGCCCUGAAAUGGGCCAUCAAGAAAUGGACGUGAGGUCAGAAAACACACCUUCACAGAGUUUGGAGAAACUGGAUGUGAGCAAAGAAAACAGCAAUGUUUCCACCGAGUCACUGGAGUACCAAGACGCCCCGUCGCCAGGAGAGUUUGAACAUGUCAUGGCUGCGAAGCCAGCCAGUGCUUCCACUGGACUAAUGACUAAUCCAGCUGAAACGACUGAGAAGGACAAUGAUAACGAUGUGUGUGAAUCAGUAAUCCCUCUAGACCUGGAGAAACCAACAGGCCCUUUAGAAGAUGGAGAAACAAAGGCUGUCUUAGUUGCAGAAGAAGCACUUUCAGUAUUAAAUCACUCAAGCCCUAUUCAAGGGGUUGACGCUUCUCUUUGUGUGCCAUUAACCCAUGAAAGGAAAACCCUCACCCCGAAGUCCAAGGUACCAAUUUCAGACGAAGUAUCACUUGAAACCUGCACCUCUACAAUUAGAGCAGCUAUGGCCGAUGUCCUUGGUGAUAGCGGAAGCUCUGGGCUCGUUACCUCUGAAAGUCCUGUUAUCUCUGAACAUAGGCUUGACCAGGAAAUAGCAGUGAAUUUAGAAGAAGAUCAUGAAAUAGAAGUUGAUGCACUAAAAGGAAGUGUUGAGUUACCAGAAGAAAAGCCUCCAAUUUCUGACGAUUCUCCUGAUAUUCAAAAAGUUCAUGUAAUUGAAAAUGAAAAGCUUGAAGUUCAAGACUCAGGACAAGAGGCUAAGACUCUUUCAUUUAAUGAGUAUCCCUCAGGAACUCUUAAGCUUCAGUAUAAUUUUGAGACCAUAGAGCAACAGUUCUGUGACUUGCCUGAGAAUAAGGACGCUGCUGAGUGUGGUGACAUUGCUGAAGUAGAUGGGGAACUUUUUGUGGCUCAGAGCAACUUCACCUUGAUACUGGAAGGUGAAGAAGAAGUUGAGGCAGGUGAUUCUGCAGCAUCUAAUGUGCUAGCUAAAGCAGCUAACACAGUAACUGAUUCAAAACAUGUAUACACUGGGGAAAACGAUGACCAUGGACAUGUUGCAAACUUGCCAUCUGUCAUAACUAAUGAACAGGAGUCCCAAAAGACAGAGGCCUUACCGAAUGUGCCUGAACCAAUUAAAGCAGCAGUAGCAGGAAAUGUACUAGAUGUAAUUAAAGACACGAGAAGUAAAGACAUUACUUCAGAUACGAUGGAAGAGUCCACCCAUGAAAACAUACCUUUAAUAAGCCAAAAGGUAAGGAGUUCCACCAGGUCAGUCAAAUCUACAUUGAAGACUGCUCAGGAAGCAAGUACAGUGACUGUGAAUGUUAACCAAGUUAAUGACAUGACUCCAUCCAGACCUCGAACCAGACGACAGCGGACCCAAAGCCUGGAUGUGAAAUCGGUGCAACAGGAAGAGCCAGCAGCUGCUGCUCCUCCUGAGGUGCUAGGACUCUCGGUUAGAAAGAAAACGAGGAAAACAAAAGAAACGUCGGAGGCUUCGGAAAGUGCCUGUCCUAGUGUCCAAGCACCAUCUCAGACCCAGCACAUACCUCAACAUGCUCUCACUCCUAAGAGAGGAAGGAGGAAGAAAGACACAUCAGAGAGUCUUAACUCUGUGGAACAAGAAUUACAGGUUACUCCGGGUCGGGUAUUAAGAAGUUCAAGAUCUCUGUUGGAACCAGCAACCACAGACACUUCUCUGAGAAAAGAAGUUAAGCUUUCAUCUGUUACAAAAAAGACUCCUAAAAGAGUGAAAAAAUCUGUAGAAAAUCAGGAAAGUGUUGAAAUUGUAAGUGACCUAAAAACCAGUAAAGAGGCAAGUCCUCGCAUAAGUAACGAAAGAUUGAGACCUGCUAAUUUAGAGACUUCUGAAAAUUCAGGACACGAGCAAGAUGGGAAGUUCAGUGAACAGCAGCGGCCUGUCCAAGGGAGUAAAAGGGUCACAAAGAGAGACAUUAAGGCACCAGGUGUUAGAGAAGACUCUAAACUUGAUUCAUCUCCCUUGACUCUUCAAGCAGAAGGUGAUAUACCUGCUACACCUAGGAAACGUGGUAGACCGAGGAAAAUUAACCCGUCACUAGAUGUAGGCUCCGAGGCUGUUAAGGAAGAGGACACGCCUAAGAAGAGCAAAGUUCAGAAGAGAUCUGCGAGAAACACCCCAGCUAAAAGUGAAAAUACUGAGUUUGGAAAACCAACUUUAGAAAAAUCCGUUUUAGUGCCAAAUGAGGAACUUGUUACAGUGAUGAGUGCUAAGAAAAAGAUUACAAAAAGGAUUGAAAAUCAAAGCCAAAAACGUUCAUUACGCUCAAUACCUGAAAAAUACAUAGAGGAAGACAUGGCGCAGAAGGAACCCCAGGACCGAGAAGAAAAAUUACCUGCCAAAAGCCCUGUGACUCAGUUUUCCCGGAGCACAAGGACUCGGUCCAGCACGGCCAUUUUACUGCCUGACCUUUCUGCGCCAGAAAAUGCGUCUGUGUUUUCUCCUGUGUCAAAGGUUUCAAGGAAGGAUAAAGGUAUGUUUAUUUCUCUUCCAAGUAUGAUUUUCAUUUUAUGCAGUCUUCAGUUUCAAAUUGUUUUAAGCAUGAUUGAAGAUGAUGCUGUGGGACAGCAGAGAGUGAAAAGAAUGAGGACUGGAAAAACAAAACAAGCAAGCAGAACCACAGAGAAAGACAGUUGGUCACCUCCUCCAGUAGAGAUUAAGCUCAUUUCUCCCUUGGCAACCCCGGCUGAGAGAGUGAGGAGCAAGCCCAGGAGAACCACCGAGGAGACGGGGAAAGCUCUGGGGAGGAACAGGAAGAGACCGUCCUCCUUCCCAAAACAAAUUGUCCGCAGGAAAAUGCUGUAACUGUUUUCAAGUUUCAUUGUACACCUGUUUGUAAAGUCACCAGAAUUAUGUGGAUUAUUAAAAAUCACCUAAUUUGGAAGACAUAAUUUAUAUAAAUUGUAAAUUUUUGUAAACAGAAGGUCUUCCAUAAGUAAAAUCACUCCACAUGGAGUAUGAUUCUUUUAGUGGAGGCAUUUUAUCCCUAUUUUAUAUGAAGACUUCAGGCAUUUAUAUAAUAUGUAAAUAUGGCUUAUAUUAGAAUGUUAAAUAAAGUACACACUUCAUAGGA
This is a messenger RNA of Myotis davidii, 6839 nucleotides long. It is a transcript of the gene AHCTF1, whose product is annotated as AT-hook containing transcription factor 1. The coding region runs from base 53 to 6571 and encodes 2172 amino acids. NCBI's taxonomy places the organism in Eukaryota, Metazoa, Chordata, Mammalia, Chiroptera, Vespertilionidae. The record is from RefSeq and is a predicted model, not a curated record. The transcript has 34 exons.